This is a messenger RNA of Vicia villosa (hairy vetch), 1412 nucleotides long. Its product is annotated as F-box/kelch-repeat protein SKIP4. The transcript has 3 exons. The record is from RefSeq and is a predicted model, not a curated record. The coding region runs from base 227 to 1321 and encodes 364 amino acids. Gene Ontology annotation, molecular function: protein binding. NCBI's taxonomy places the organism in Eukaryota, Viridiplantae, Streptophyta, Magnoliopsida, Fabales, Fabaceae.
UUUCCCUCUUCUCUUUUUCCCUUCCACUAUUUCCUCGAUUGUUCAUCAUUUACUUGCAAUUCAUAAACUUUCGCAAUCGCAAAAUGAAAUCUUAGUGCCCUUUUAGAGUUGGAUCUGAAAUUGCAACUCUUGCUUCCAACUACAGAAAAUCAAAUUGGGGAAAACUGUCAAAACCUAGGUUUAGCAAAAUUAAACGCACUGCAUUUUUUGGGCUCUCUAAAUUAUUAUGAAGCUUUUAGAUAAUGAGGAAGCAUCAUCAUCAAAGAAUGUUGAUGAAGUAAAAGUCGCUAUUAAUACUCCACUUAUUUGUGGCCUUCCGGAUGAUAUUUCUCUAUUGUGCUUGGCAAGAGUUCCUAGAACAUAUCAUUCAGUUCUGAGGGCUGUUUCAAAGAGAUGGAGGGACUUAGUUUCUAGCAAAGAGUGGCUUCAUUAUCGUAGAAAGCACAAACUUGACGAGACAUGGAUCUAUGCUUUGUGCAGGGACAAAUUGGAUCAUGUAUGCUGUUAUGUUUUGGAUCCAACCUCGUCAAGAAAAUCUUGGAAGCUCAUUCAUGGGCUUCCGCCUCACAUCGUGAGAAGGAAGGGUAUGGGUUUUGAAGCUUUGGGAAAUAAGCUUUUCUUAUUGGGUGGUUGUGGCUGGUCUGAAGAUGCUACUGACGAGGUUUAUGCAUACAAUGCUUCCUCGAACUCUUGGGUUCAAGCUGCUUCUUUGUCAACUGCUAGGUGCUACUUUGCUUGUGAAGUUAUGGACGAAAAACUAUAUGCUAUUGGUGGCAUAGGUUCAAAUUCAAGUGAUCCUCAUUCAUGGGAUACUUUUGAUCCUCGCAUCAAUGGUUGGUCAUCUCACAGAGAUCCAAAUAUCAUUCCCGAAAUUGAAGAUUCAAUAGUUAUGGACGGAAAAAUAUACAUCCGAUGUGGCAAAUCUCCUGUGACACCUCACGUGUAUGCUGUUGUAUACGAACCAUCAAGUGGCACAUGGCAGCAUGCAGAAGCUGACAUGGUUUCAGGAUGGAGAGGUCCUGCGGUUGUUGUGGACGGAAUCCUUUUCGUUUUGGAUCAAAGUUCAGGUACCAGGCUAAUGAUGUGGCAUAAACAGACACGCGAGUGGAUACCGGUUGGUAAGUUGUCACCACUGCGUACAAGACCACCAUGCCAACUUGUUGCAGUUGGUAAAAGCAUUUAUAUAAUCGGAAAAGAGCUUAGCACUGUGGUUGUUGAUGUUGGCGAUAUUGAAAAUACGGGAAGGUUGAUGGUGGGUUCUUCUAUACCUAAAUUAGUCUCUGAUUACAAUGUAAUUAGUUGUAAAUGCUUGUCAAUCUGAUCACAAUUAAAGUGUAUUUUGUAUAAUGAUAGUAUUAAGAUUCUUCUAUGCUUGUCAAUAUGAAGAUUAAAGAAUGUAUUGUAUUAUUUCA